AUGGAUGCCUUCGAGUAUAACCCCAACCCCGGCCGCGUCGUCUUCGGCAGCGGCACCCUACAGAAGCUUCCCGAUGAAAUUACCCGGCUGCAGGUCAAAGCCCCGCUGGUGCUCUCGACGCCGCAGCAGGUCAGCCAGGCCGACAGUGUCAAGGGCGUGCUAAGAGGCCAGGUAGCUGGCAUCUUCAGCGAGGCGACCAUGCACACCCCAACUCAUAUCACCGACAAAGCGCUGGAGUAUGCAACAGCGCAGGCCGCCGACUCGAUCAUUUCGAUUGGUGGUGGAAGUACAAUUGGCCUCGGCAAGGCCAUCAGCAUCCGCACCGGGCUGCCGCAUAUUUGCAUUCCGACGACUUAUGCGGGCAGUGAGAUGACUCCCAUCCUGGGCGAGACGGCCGAUGGGUUGAAGAAGACUCGAUCCGAUCCUAAGAUCUUGCCCGGCACGGUGAUAUACGAUGUGGACUUAACGAUGACCCUGCCGGCUGCCAUGAGUGCCACGAGCGGUGUCAAUGCCAUUGCUCACGCAGUCGAGGCUCUCUACGCCCGCAACACCAACCCAAUUAUCAAUAUGAUGGCCAUUGAAGGCACUCGGGCCCUCGCCUCCGCCCUCCCCGAGAUUGUCGAGAACCCAUCUUCUCAAUCAGCCCGCUCCAAAGCCCUGUACGGCGCCUGGCUCUGCGGCGUCUGCUUGGGUAGCGUCGGCAUGUCCAUUCACCAUAAGCUGUGCCACACACUGGGUGGCAGCUUCAAUCUCCCCCACGCGGAGACUCACACUACGGUCUUACCGCACGCUCUCUCUUACAAUGCUCCUAACAUUCCAGAAGCUAUGAAGCACUUAGCGGAGGCUCUGCCAGACAGCAAUGGCGAUGCGAUCCAUGGUCUGAAUGUCCUCCUGGAGAAACUGAAGGUCAAGCGCGGCUUGAGGGACUUUGGGAUGAAGGAAGAAGACAUUGACAAGGCCGCUGAUAUUGCUGUUUCCAACCCUUACUGGAAUCCUCGCGCGGUCGAGCGGACUCCCAUCCGCGAGUUGAUCCGCCGAGUGUGGGCGGGAGAGCCGGCGCAGGCCAACUUGUAA
This is a messenger RNA of Penicillium canariense, 1074 nucleotides long. Its product is annotated as maleylacetate reductase. Gene Ontology annotation, biological process: protein histidyl modification to diphthamide. Gene Ontology annotation, molecular function: metal ion binding; maleylacetate reductase activity; 2-(3-amino-3-carboxypropyl)histidine synthase activity. Gene Ontology annotation, cellular component: mitochondrion. The coding region runs from base 1 to 1074 and encodes 357 amino acids. The transcript is spliced from 2 exons. NCBI's taxonomy places the organism in Eukaryota, Fungi, Ascomycota, Eurotiomycetes, Eurotiales, Aspergillaceae. The record is from RefSeq and is a predicted model, not a curated record.